Molecule: messenger RNA, 3330 nt
Organism: Drosophila biarmipes
Lineage: Eukaryota; Metazoa; Arthropoda; Insecta; Diptera; Drosophilidae
Gene: Rev1
Product: DNA repair protein Rev1
Exons: 6
Coding region: 111-3122 (1003 amino acids)
Biological process (GO): error-free translesion synthesis; error-prone translesion synthesis
Cellular component (GO): nucleus
Molecular function (GO): DNA-directed DNA polymerase activity; damaged DNA binding; deoxycytidyl transferase activity
Source: RefSeq, a predicted model, not a curated record
GAGUUGCCAGAUUGGCGCCAAAAAGUGCAAGUGACAGCUGAGCGGCGCGGCAUUGGACUUGCGAAAUUGAAUUGGUUUUAAGCGUUUUUAAUGAUUUAUCAAGUUCUACAAUGGGCCGCGACGACGAUAAUGGUUUCAGUGAAUGGGGUGGCUACUUCGAGGCCAAGAAAUCCAAGUUGGAGGAGCAGUUCGCAGCAGCCAGCGAUCCAUUUCGCAAGACCGACUUGUUUCAGGGGAUUUCCAUCUUCGUGAACGGCCUGACCAACCCGUCGGCAGAUGAACUAAAGCGGAUCAUGAUGGUGCACGGCGGGACCUUCCACCACUACGAACGGAGUCACACGACGUUUACGAUCGCCUCCGUCGUGCCAGAUGUCAAGGUCAGGAACAUGAACCUCAGCAAAUUCAUCAGCGCCAAGUGGGUGGUGGACUGCCUGGCGAACGGGAGGAUACUGGACUACAAACCGUAUCUGCUGUACACGAACCAGAAGACCUCCCAGCCGAGGCUCAACUUUGGAAAAACCAAGGACAGCAGUGUAAGUGACAGCAAAAUGGAGGUGGAGCCCCCGAAGGAUGAACUGCAGACGGAGCUGGGUGGGAUUCUGAAGGAGCUGCAGCAGGCGGUGGCCACUUCGCCGGAGAAGGAGGCUAGUCUGUCCGAGACCAAGAUCACCAACUUGUCCAACACGUCGAAUACUUCAACUGUUGCGCGUACCGCCGCAGAUCCUAACUUUCUGAGUGAGUUCUACAAGAACUCCCGACUGCACCACAUUGCCACCCUGGGUGCUGGCUUCAAGCAGUAUGUCUGUCAGUUGCGUCAGGAUCAUGGCGCCAAGGGUUUUCCAAAGAGGCAGCUUUUGCAGUCUCUCGAGAAAUCCAGCCGUAUUGGCUCGGAGCGCUAUGUAAUGCACAUCGACAUGGAUUGCUUCUUUGUGUCCGUGGGCUUGAGAUCACGUCCUGAGCUCCGAGGCCAGCCCAUUGCGGUGACCCAUUCGAAAGGGGGCAGUGCAGCCACCGAUGUGCCCGUGCACCCUCAGGCGGACAGAAAGGCCGAGCUGGAGCUCUUCGCCCAGCGGUUUGAAAAGCAAUUGCACGAUGAAGACAGGGCGGAAAAAGUGCGCUCUGGCUUCGACAAGAAGAUGUCGCUCUCGGAGAUCGCCUCCUGCAGCUACGAGGCUCGGGCAAAGGGCAUCCGCAAUGGCAUGUUCGUGGGCCAGGCCCUGAAACUAUGUCCGGAGCUUAAGACGAUCCCAUACGACUUCGAAGGCUACAAGGAGGUGGCCAAUACCCUGUACGACACAGUGGCUCAGUAUACAUUGAAUAUCGAGGCUGUGAGCUGUGACGAGAUGUUCGUGGAACUAACCGAUUUGGUGAACGAUGUAAAGAUGGACGUUAUGGCUUUCGUGGGGCACCUCAGGCAGGAGGUGCACACCAAGACGGGUUGUCCGUGUUCAGCGGGAGUGGCAGGCAACAAGUUACUGGCCCGCAUGGCCACCAAGGAGGCUAAGCCAAAUGGCCAGUUCUUGCUGGAUUCCAAGCAAGACAUAUUGGCCUACAUGGCGCCCAUGGCUUUGGAGUCACUGCCAGGAGUGGGCAGCAGCAUGAGCCACAAACUCAAGCAGGCUGGGCUGCAUAACUGUGGGGACGUUCAAAACACAUCGCUGGAUAAGCUGGAAUCGGUGCUGGGCAAGAAGCUCGGUCAGAAUUUAUUCCAGAAUUGCAGGGGAAUCGAUGACCGUCCCUUGGCCUAUGAACAGACCCGCAAAACUGUUUCUGCCGAAAUGAAUUUUGGCAUUCGCUUCACGAAGUCAGCUGAGUGCGAGCAAUUUCUACGGCAGCUUAGUGACGAGGUUACCAAGCGCCUAGUCGAGGUCAAGCGCAAAACGAAGUCCAUCAAUCUAAAGAUCAUGGUGCGUGCUGCCGAGGCGCCAGUCGAGACCUCCAAGUAUAUGGGCCACGGAGUCUGCGAUACCAUCAACAAGUCCUCGCUGAUUAAGCAUGCCACGGAUGAUGUGAAUGUAAUCACCUCGCAAGUCCUCAACCUAAUGAAAGAAGCUGAUCUGCCACCCCACGAGCUGCGUGGGAUUGGCAUACACCUCACCAAGCUGGAGGAUGCCCAUGAAGUUAGGAAGGAUAACAUCCUCAAGCAGAUGUUUGUUAAGUUGUCAGAGAUGAAGAAAGAUAAACCUGAGAUGGAGAAACCACCUGCUGAACCUAAGCCAAUACCCCGGGAACCCAAGAAUGUGAUGACUAUGUUGACGGCGGCAGCAGGGGACAAAAAGUCGUUAAACGAUGAUAAAGGUGUUCAAUCUUCUGCCGACAAGCCACCAGUAGAGGAAGUCAGGCCCAGGAACGUGAUGAGUAUGCUCACGGCAGCAGCGGCGGGAAAGAAAUCGAUAAACGGGGAUAAAGUUCAAAAAAUACCUACUAAGGCCAGCAAUUCUGAGCUUGAUGAGGAAGUUUUGGCUCAGCUGCCGGAGGAUAUACGCCUCGAGAUCCUUGCUCAUAAGAAAGAAUAUCUGGAAAUGGAUGAAAAUGCUGUCAAGAAAGCAGUACCUUUCCAGUUGGUUACGCCUUCAUCGCCGCCCUUGAUGAAACGCAGCCGCUCACCCAAUGUGAGUCCCCUGAACGCCAGUGAUCUUAAGCCUUCUACUUCUCGGGCAGCUGUAAAACGUAUGCAAAGGCGUAAGGAUCGCAAGGAACAGGCGCAUUGCAUCCAACCAGACCAGGUGGUGGCGGACUAUAUCGGGACACUGGCCAACUACGUGCAUCCCAAUAUUCUGGAGUACAUCUCCCGGCCCGAUAACGAAGUGCCCGACAUCCUGAUGGGGGCCAACUACAAGAGCAUGCUGAACGAAUGGGUCAGCCGCGAGGAGGUGCCAAAGCCAACGGACGUUGAGAUUAUCCACCAGCAGAUAUCCAAAAUGAUCAAGAGCGAAAAACUGAAUCACAUGUACGAUGUGAUGAAGUAUUUGUGCCGCAUCAUCAACAUGAAGCGCAGCAGCUCCUGCUGCUGGCACCUAGCUUAUAGGCACAUCGAGGAGGAUAUUCAGCAGCAAAUGCUGGAGGCUGAGGGCUACAACCUUUGCUUCAUCGAAAACAUUCGCUGCAUGAAGUGCAUGUAAUUUUUGGGGACAAUGUGAUAGGAAUAUCAGUAUUUUAAAAUGUAAAAGGUGUAAACCUUUUAGGGAUUUCUUGAGAUAAUUUUGUGAAGUCAUGUGCCUUUUCAUUUUGCCAUUCAUUUGAGCCAAACGAAACUACUUGGAUUGAAUCCAACACAUUUAAUUUCCGAAGGGAAAGAUUAUUAUUUUUAAUAAAUGUUAUUAAAUUUAA